Molecule: messenger RNA, 2042 nt
Organism: Ceratina calcarata
Lineage: Eukaryota; Metazoa; Arthropoda; Insecta; Hymenoptera; Apidae
Product: serine protease snake-like
Exons: 7
Coding region: 601-1833 (410 amino acids)
Biological process (GO): proteolysis
Molecular function (GO): serine-type endopeptidase activity
Source: RefSeq, a predicted model, not a curated record
GAUUUUCUCUCUGGUUCUAUUUUAACGGUGUAAGGUGUACUACGGUAAUUAAAGAGUAUUAAAUACGACGAGCGUGCGGUGCGAAAUGUAAAACGAUACGCGAAAUAACGACGACGCGUAAAUCAGCAAUAGUAAGAUCCUCGAUAUGUGUGUAUGCAUGUGUGUUUGGCGUGUUGUGGUAGUGGUAAUAACGGUGACGGUGUCGGCGUCGCCGUCGGAUGUAAGAGUUAGACACGCAUUUUAUGGUGGCACUACUGGCUGGGUCAAAUUAUUGGCGCGGUUCUUCUCCGAUGCUGGAAUAAAAGUAGGACGGAUAAGAUUCUCAUGGAUCUCGUCAUCAUCGGCUAUUACCACCAGCAAGGACAAGACGAACGAAUAAGGAAACGCGAUAUCUCUACGCAUAUAUGAAGAUCCAACCAGCCGAACCAGUUAUAAAAGGAGGAAAAAGUACAGUUGCUCGGCAACACGAUCAGUCGCGUACAGGAAAACCAUCCGAUUCGUCCUCUCUCCUGGUUAGACCCUGGCUGCUGCUGCUAUCGAAGAUAGAACGGACGGAUCGAGGAAGAAACAAGGCUCUGCGGUCGAACAUAGAAAAGAGGAAUGAUGUUGCUGUCGGCAUCGAUUUUGUCAUGGAUAACGUUUUUCCUUCUCGUUAAACAUCGCACAUUCUGCACUGCACAGUACGAGGGUGAGAAUCAGAAGCUGUUUGGAGACCGAUGCACCGUAGACGGUUCAUCUGGUGUCUGUACGCGUUUGGAGAACUGUGAUUCGGUUCGGAAUGAAUUAAUGCGGGGAAUUAUCCCGCGCGAAACGUGUGGAUACGAUAAAUUUCAUCCGAUUAUAUGCUGCCCGAACAGUUCAGGAGUCGUGACGGCGAACCUCACGGUCGCGUCUAUGGCGAAACCGAGCUUAACGUCUGAUCUAACGAGACGACCUGUCGGGGCCAAGGCGAAGGCAAAAUGCGAGGAGUAUUCGAAAUAUGUGCCAUACGUGACGCAUUUUUAUGCGUCUCUCAAUAUAACGGAUACCACGGCUCUUUGCAAGGACACGUUUCAGGCGGUGGUCAUCGGUGGUUCGCCGGCGAGACAAAAGGAAUUCCCGUACAUGGCUGCGAUCGGGUACGGUAAUCUCGAGAACGGAACUAUUCACUGGGAAUGCGGUGGCACCUUGAUCUCAGAAAGAUUCGUCGUUACCGCCGCUCAUUGUCUUUUCAACUUAAACUGGGGCGAAGCGACGUGGAUCCGACUGGGUGUCUUAGACCUCGAGAAGACGAACAAGACCGAGACGUACGAACCGCAAGAUAUUCGUAUCAUGGAAUUGAUAAAACAUCCCGAGUACAAACGGCCCUCCGAGUAUCACGACAUCGCGAUCCUGAGGUUGGAGAGAUCCGCGACGUUCAACGAUUGGGUCAGACCCACUUGUCUGCCGUAUUCUUUGCCACCGACCGGGAAAGCGGCGCCUACGCCUACCGCGAUGGGAUGGGGCCAGGUCGAGUGGGGGGGUGACCGAUCGAAUUAUCUGCUGAAAGUGUCGGUCUCGAUCAAAGACCAUGACGAGUGUAACGCAACCUUCACCGGCGGCAUCACGGAUGACAAACUCAGAUUCGGAAUCGUAGACGAUUGGCAGCUUUGCGCGGGUGACUUCGGAAAGGACACGUGCCAGGGAGACAGCGGCGGGCCGUUAAUCUUCGAGAACAACGAUUACGAUUGCAUGGAUACGUUGAUCGGUGUUACGAGCUUGGGAAAGUUUUGCGGCGGCAUCAGUCCUGGUGUAUACACGCGUAUUUAUCAUUACGUUCCCUGGAUAGAAGACAUCGUUUGGCCGGAUCCCUGAUCCAAAUGAUACAUAUCAAAUUACAUUUCUAUACCGUACAUGUACCUUCCUCUAUUUUUUACUACCGUCGUUCCGCUGUUUCGGAACGUCGUAUGUAGGUUCAAGUAUUAUGCGACCUAACGUAUAAAUCGAUCCACGGUCAUCCAGGCAAUUACCCGUGCGUCAGUGUAAUAAGGAAAACGCAUAAUGAAUACAUACCUUGUCCAUGA